AUAAAACCCAAACUCCUGUUGAUUUGAUUGGCCGGGAGCUAUAUAUCUUAUCAGAUAUCCCCGGUGUCGCUUAACGGCAGGUGGCGCCACAUUGCAUCAACCCCAUACAAAAAUGGCCGCCGGAUGUAUAACUACUUGCACCCUUUCUCCCCAUUCCCCUUCUUCCUUUACCCACACUCCGUCGUCAGUUAUCAUCAAGAGCUUCAAUCUAAAAUUCCAGCAAAAUGAAAAAACCGGAACGCACGGACGAUACAGAGCCAGUCUCAUCAUGAAUCCUGAAUCAUUCGAAGUCGGUAGACUAAUCGGAAGCUACGGCUUCAUGAACGUCACCAGUUAUGAUACUUCACCGCAGUUACAAGACGUAGGGGGGUUGAAGUUUCAGGAUGUUAGAGAAGGUGAUGUGCAAAUUAGACUUUACGAAGGACGAGUAGCGCAGGGCCCGCGUAAGGGCACUCCAAUCAUUUUUAAAGUUUAUCCGGGGAAGCAAAUAGGCGGUCUUGAGGCUGAUAUGAUGGCAUCAAAUGAGCUGAAAUCUCAUGCUUUUCUUCAAAGUUGUUCACAGUCUAUCAGCAAAAACAUUCAAAUUCUUUUAGGAGGUUUCGAGACUAAAACGGGAGAGCAGUGGCUUGCAUUUCGCAACGAUGGGAAAUACAGCGCAACAGACUAUGCCAAAGCUUCAAGUGAGAAACUUUCAAAAAAUCGUGCUCUUGGAGAGCAAAAAUCCUGGAAUCCCUUUGAAGAAGAAUCGAAUAUGAAAAGAAAAAGAUUUUUUAUUAUUAAACUUCUUCAAGGUGUUUUAUCUGGUUUGGCAUACAUGCAUGACCAUGAAAGAUUACAUCAGAGCCUUGGCCCAUCUUCAGUCGUUCUCAAUACAAUGGUAGAUAAAGAUGCUGCUUAUCUUGUUCCAAGGCUCCGUGAUCUUGCCUUCUCAGUUGAUAUACGAUUUUCAAGCUUAGAGGAAAAUGCAUAUGGAUUGUCUGAAGGUCUUUGGAGACGAGCAAGAUCAUCUGGGGCGUAUACGACUAUGGAAAAACGAGCUUUUGGAAUAGCAGAUGAUAUUUAUGGAGCUGGUCUUCUUUUUGCAACUUUGGCUUUUAUUCCAUUUUGUGAAGCAGGAAUUGUGGAUAGCCUUUCAUUGCAAAGGCUGCUAGAGACGACUUUCAAACUUGAUCUUGCGGCUACCAGAGAGUAUUGCUUAGCUGAUGAUCGGUUUCUAGACGCUGUUAAGUUUUUGGAUUCGGGUGAUGGUGCUGGCUGGGAGUUAUUGCAGAUGAUGUUGAAUCCUGACUUCAGGAACAGGCCAAUUGCUGAAGCUGUAUUGAAACAUAGGUUCUUCGCUGCAGCUCUUCUUUGAAGUUUUCUUAUAGUAACGGGAAUUAUUGGCUACUAACUAAUAUGGCAAAACACUGUAAUCAUUUUUGUGUUAAUUUAGCUGAAUAUUUUGUUUCAUUUGAGACUAUAACCGACAAAAACACUAUCCUUCAUUGUUG
This is a messenger RNA of Helianthus annuus (common sunflower), 1490 nucleotides long. RefSeq lists its product as uncharacterized. Gene Ontology annotation, molecular function: ATP binding; protein kinase activity. The record is from RefSeq and is a predicted model, not a curated record. NCBI's taxonomy places the organism in Eukaryota, Viridiplantae, Streptophyta, Magnoliopsida, Asterales, Asteraceae. The coding region runs from base 113 to 1354 and encodes 413 amino acids. Gene Ontology annotation, cellular component: chloroplast. The transcript has 12 exons. Gene Ontology annotation, biological process: protein phosphorylation.